Molecule: messenger RNA, 489 nt
Organism: Volvox carteri f. nagariensis
Lineage: Eukaryota; Viridiplantae; Chlorophyta; Chlorophyceae; Chlamydomonadales; Volvocaceae
Exons: 2
Cellular component (GO): membrane
Source: RefSeq, a predicted model, not a curated record
GAUGCUUACGAGGGCGACCUGCGGCUGGUCGGCAGCAACCAGCCAGGUAGCGGCACACUGCAAAUCUUCCAUGACGGCAAGUGGGGCGUAAUGAACAGCACAUACAUGGACUGGCGCAUCGCUACAGCCGCUUGCCGGCAGCUUGGCUGGACUUGGGGCGAUCUAGUGUCUAAUGCGGGGUCCAUGUACGGCGGAACAUCCAAUAUGGUGCUCUGGAAUGUUCAGUUCGCUUGCCAAUCGCUGAACAGCCGCUUGGUGGACUGCCCUCGAGACCAGGACUUCUACCUUUGGACGGAUGAUGCUUACGAGGGCGACCUGCGGCUGGUCGGCAGCAACCGGCCAGGUAGCGGCACACUGCAAAUCUUCCACGACGGCAAGUGGGGCGUAAUGAACAGCACAUACAUGGACUGGCGCAUCGCUACAGCCGCUUGCCGGCAGCUUGGCUGGACUUGGGGCGAUCUAGUGUCUAAUGCGGGGUCCAUGUAUGGC